Messenger RNA from Zasmidium cellare ATCC 36951, 1653 nucleotides. RefSeq lists its product as uncharacterized. The coding region runs from base 1 to 1653 and encodes 550 amino acids. Lineage: Eukaryota; Fungi; Ascomycota; Dothideomycetes; Mycosphaerellales; Mycosphaerellaceae. Gene Ontology annotation, molecular function: monoatomic cation transmembrane transporter activity. The transcript has 2 exons. Gene Ontology annotation, cellular component: membrane. The record is from RefSeq and is a predicted model, not a curated record. Gene Ontology annotation, biological process: monoatomic cation transport; transmembrane transport.
AUGCCCGGCUUGAGGCAGCGCAGCGAUAGCUCCAGUUCCAAAGAUGUUGAUAUGACACAGAAGGCUAUGCUCAACCCAGAUGUCGCCCAUGGUGGAGUUGCAGGCUGGGGUGGUGGUGAUGAUCACAACCGGAGGAUGAGCUAUCAAGCGAGUGUUCUGAUGACCCCGGAAGUGCGCAGUCAACGUUUGAUUGGCAACACAAAUCCGCGAUAUAGAUGGGAGAAGUAUUGGCAGACGGACGACGAUCUCAAAAAGAUCAAGAAGAAGUCGGUCCGAGAAUACUACGAGCGAACGAAUUACCUCGUCCAACACUACAUGUACAUCGACCGACUCCUGGACAGCAGUCUGCCGCACGACCUCAUCCAAGAGUACCAGCACACGUCACCGAACCCCCAACUCACCCCGCAAACGCCGGUCAUGCGUGGUUCUUGGCAAGGCGACUUACCAGAUACGAUUGAUGAGGAAGAGGCUAUUGAGCCGCCAAGGAUAUACACUGAGCGACACGGCUCCUUUGAUAGUAUCCUCGCGAACGGAGCUUUCUAUGCGAAUGGCGAGGCGGAGCCAGAACAGGCACCUCAGAAAGUCAAGAGAACGCCCAAAGAUAUGUACUCGCUCAAAGAUAAGAAGCAUGACAGGAAGCCGAGCCCACACCACGAGAAUGGAGAAGAAGAGCCUCUAUUGAGUAGAUUUGAUACAAGAGGCGACGAGGAAGCGGGUCCAUUGCCUCCUGGCCUUGAUCUGGAGAUGGAAGAGGAGACUUCAUCGCAAUCUCGAAUUGUCACCAUCGCGAUCCUGGUCAACCUUGCCGCAAACACAGCGCUUCUGGUGAUGAAGCUCGUCGUCGUGCUGCUCAGUAACUCAGUCUCCGUACUCGCCUCUCUCGUCGACGCAGCGCUCGACUUCCUGAGUACUGCGAUCGUCGGCAUAACCACCAGACUCAUAUCUCGAACAGACCAAUACGCAUAUCCAAUCGGCCGUCGACGUCUGGAACCUGUCGGUGUCCUGGUCUUCUCCGUGAUCAUGAUAACAGCAUUCAUCCAAGUCCUCUGGCAAGCGCUAAACGAACUCACCAACGGCAAGCACGAAAUCGUCGAACUCGGCCUCCCAGCCAUCAUAAUCAUGGCCAGCACCGUCGUAAUCAAAGGCGCCUGCUGGCUCUGGUGCCGCCUGAUUAAAAACAGCUCCGUCCAAGCCCUAGCCCAAGACGCCAUGACCGACGUCGUCUUCAACACUUUCUCCAUAAUCUUCCCCUUGGUCGGCUACUACGCGCGCAUCUGGUGGCUCGACCCGCUCGGCGGUGUCAUCCUCUCCCUCUACGUCAUCGUCAACUGGUCUCAAACCGCCAACGGCCACAUCGUCAACCUCACCGGCGCCUCGGCGUCCGCGGACGAGCGCAAUAUUUUGCUCUACCUGACGAUGCGCUUCGCCAAGACGAUCAAGAAGAUCCAGGGCUUGCAGGCGUAUCAUUCGGGGGAUAAGUUGAACGUCGAGGUGGAUAUCGUGUUGGAUGAGGGGACGAGUUUAAGGGAUUCGCAUGAUUUGGGGGAGAGCUUGCAGUAUGUUUUGGAGAGUGUGCCGACGGUGGAUCGAGCCUUCGUGCAUAUGGACUAUGCGGAUUAUAACUUGCCUUCGCAUAUGACGCAGGAUUCAUGA